AUGGCGGACAACGUGUACGUAAACAAGGGUGUCAGCUUGCCAAAUUAUGAUUCCUCUUAUUUAGGAAUAGUCAUUGAAGGCUCCCUGGUCAGGCAAGGUCACACUCGGAACCAAGCAGUCCCUUUGUCUCCUCUGGUCUCGAACUCUAACCCUCAGGUGUCGGCACAUGAAAGAGCGGACUCGCGAGGUCGACGGUGGAAAGGAGAUGUCAUGGUUACCUCGUGCAGCAGCUCUUUGACAUGCGAGCCGGUGAUUGCUAUCAUGGUUACCUCGUGCAGCAGCUCUUUGACAUGCGAGCCGGUGAUUGCUAUCAUGGUUACCUCGUGCUGA
Molecule: messenger RNA, 330 nt
Organism: Miscanthus lutarioriparius
Lineage: Eukaryota; Viridiplantae; Streptophyta; Magnoliopsida; Poales; Poaceae
Source: the annotation of a GenBank genome assembly